AUGGCCACCACCAUUGUCGGUAGCGGAGUCAUUGGACUCAGUGUUGCGUAUGAACUUCUUGUGAGCGAUGAUUUGCGCCCAAAGGAAUUGCACAUCAUUGCUCAACAUUUCCCUAAUGAAACUCCCAUCAGUCAUGAAUAUACGUCUGCAUGGGCAGGAGCCCAUUUCAGGCCAUUCCCACACCGGCCUUCUAGUUUCGAAAGCGAUUCUCGGGAAUCGCGGUACACCCGUACCACUUACAAGCGUAUGAAGGACAUUUCUGCGCGAUUCCCUGAAUCGACGGUCGAGCUCAUGCAGGGCAUCGACUAUUUGGAAAAUCCACCACGGGAGUAUGACGGGAAAAGCCCUGGCUUCAGUUCUGAAAGUCUGGACAACUUUUACAAGCUUGAAACAGCAAGUUUGCCGCGGGGUGUGAAAUCUGGCUUCAAAUACAGCACAUACUGUCUGAAUGCGCCUGUAUAUUUGGACUUUCUGCUAGCCCAGAUCCAGCAACUUUGCAGACUGCACAAAGUGCAGCUACACCAGAGGAGGAUGACAUUGCAGAGCUUGUCACAAGUUCACAGCGUCUGUCCCGCGAACUCCGUGAUUUUCAACUGUUCAGGCAAAGGUUUGCAGUUUGAUGGGAGCUACGAUCCACAAUGCUUUUCUAUCAGAGGCCAAACACUUCUUUUGAACGCACCCAAAAACAACAAAUACAAGAAUUUGACCGUUACUCAUCAGGAUAAGCACGGAAACUGGACUUUUGUUAUCAAAAGACCCGCUCUUGGUGGUCAGAAAGCCCAGUAUAUCCUUGGCGGAACGAAACAACUCGAUUCGAACGGUAUAGUCCCACGAGACACGGACACUAGCGCGAUCCUCGAGCGUGGCCGCGUGCUUUUUCCUGAACUCUUAGAAAAUGAUGAAUUUUCGAUUGCGCGCGUGAACGUUGGAUUCAGACCCGCAAGGAAUGGUGGCAGUCGAGUUGAACUUGAGCGCACACCACAGGGUCCCGUCGUGCAUGCGUACGGUCUUGGUGGAAUGGGUUUCGAAACUUCUUUUGGAGUGGCACAACAUGCACUCGAGUUGUAUCGCCAAAGGAUCAGAAGGUCGAAGCUAUGA
This is a messenger RNA of Lachancea lanzarotensis, 1098 nucleotides long. RefSeq names its product LALA0S08e04302g1_1. Gene Ontology annotation, molecular function: D-amino-acid oxidase activity; FAD binding. The record is from RefSeq and is a predicted model, not a curated record. NCBI's taxonomy places the organism in Eukaryota, Fungi, Ascomycota, Saccharomycetes, Saccharomycetales, Saccharomycetaceae. The coding region runs from base 1 to 1098 and encodes 365 amino acids. The transcript has a single exon.